CCAAAUUAUUUUUGCUUUUGCUUUUACUGUUUGGGGGUGGCAUUUCGGUGGUGUGUGCUGCCGAGCCGCCUGCCCAGAUGAGCUCCAGUGCCUGCCUGUAGUUGCCCACUUUGGGAUCGCUGGACACAUAAGUGGCAUUUCGGUGGGGGGAAACCUGCAGACAUGUGAGAAUGGCUGGACCAUUGCAGUGGCGCACUGAUUUUUGUGGAUGGUGAACACAAAAAAGAGAUUGAGAAGACACCACCCGAGUUAUUCUGACACAUGACUUGAGUGCUUUCUAUUCUUAGAGAGAUGAGGAUCUGAAAUAUGUAGACUGAGAAUAACACAUGUCCAGGUUAAAACUCUGUCCUACAAGAAGUAUUUGAUGGAUUAUUCCUAGAUAUUUUUGAGAAGGUGAAUACAAAACGUUAUCCCAAUCUGACCACCACGAGGUCGUCGUUAUUUUGAUGUUGAAUACUCAGAGAAGGGUGCCAUGGAUGUAAAAGAAAGGAAGCCGUAUCGAUCUCUGACUCGGCGCCGUGACACUGAACGCCGCUACACCAGCUCUUCAGCUGAGAGUGAGGACAGCAAAGUACCCCAGAAGUCCUACAGCUCUAGCGAGACGCUGAAGGCUUAUGAUCAAGACUCCAGGUUGACCUACAGCAAUCGGGUCAAAGACAUGGUGCACCAGGAGGCCGAUGAAUUCUGCCGAGCAGGAGCCAACUUCUCUUUGCGAGAGCUGGGUCUUGAAGACGUGACACCCACACACGGGACUCUGUACCGGACUGAUAUCGGGCUGCCUCACUGCGGCUACUCCAUCAGCGCCGGCUCGGAUGCCGACACGGAGGCAGACGUGGUCAUGUCACCUGAGCAUCCCGUGAGGCUCUGGGGACGCAACCCCAAGUCCGGACGCAGCUCCUGCUUGUCGAGUCGGGCCAACUCCAACCUUACCCUCACGGACACAGAGCAUGAGAAUACUGAAACUGGUCCUCCCCUGCGUUGUUCGUCCGCCUCUUCCACCCCCCCAGAGCAGUCCCCCUCCCCUCCCCCCUCGCCGCCGGCCAAUGAGGGCCCGGGGCGGUUGCUGGGCAACGGCGCGGCCCAGCCGGCCGCGGACUCUGACUCUGAGGAAGAGUUUGUCCCUAAUUCAUUCUUAGUUAAAAGUGGCUCUGGAAACCUCUGUGUUGCCGCCAAUGAUCAUCCUCCAAAUCUUCAAAAUCAUUCAAGACUUAGAACUCCACCACCUCCAAUAUCACACACUCACACCCCAAAUCAACAUCAUGCGGCCUCUGUCAAUUCCCUAAACAGAGGGAACUUCACUCCACGCAGCAAUCCCAGCCCAGCUCCUACAGACCACUCUCUUUCUGGAGAACAACCAGCCAGCACUCAAGAGCCAGCCCAUGCUCAGGACAACUGGUUGCUUAACAGUAACAUCCCACUGGAGACUAGAAACAUAGCAAAGCAGACAUUCCUAGAGACAUUGCAGGACAACCUCAUUGAGAUGGACAUUCUCACCUCCUCCCGACAUGACGGUGCUUACAAUGAUGGGCACUUCCUGUUCAAACCUGGAGGCACUUCUCCCCUUUUUUGUACAACGUCGCCGGGAUAUCCCUUGACGUCCAGCACUGUGUACUCACCUCCCCCUAGGCCCCUUCCCAGAAGUACCUUCUCUAGGCCUGCCUUUAACCUGAAGAAACCCUAUAAGUACUGUAACUGGAAAUGUGCAGCUCUGAGUGCCAUUGUCAUCUCAGUCACGCUGGUGAUCCUGCUGGCGUAUUUUAUAGCCAUGCACCUGUUUGGCCUAAACUGGCACCUGCAGCCGAUGGAAGGGCAGAUGUAUGAAAUCACGGAAGACACAGCCAGCAGUUGGCCAGUGCCAACGGACGUCUCCUUAUAUCCUUCUGGGGGCACAGGGUUAGAGUUACCUGACAGGAAAGGCAAAGGAACCAGUGAAGGAAAGCCCAGUAGUUUCUUUCCAGACGACAGUUUUAUAGACUCUGGAGAAAUUGAUGUUGGCAGACGAGCCACACAGAAGAUCCCUCCUGGUAUCUUUUGGAGAUCUCAGGUGUUCAUCGACCACCCAGUGCAUCUGAAAUUCAAUGUGUCUUUGGGAAAGGCUGCUUUGGUUGGCAUCUAUGGCAGAAAAGGCCUCCCACCAUCACAUACACAGUUUGACUUUGUCGAGCUCCUUGAUGGAAGACGUCUACUGACACAGGAGGCGAGAAGCUUAGAAGGACCUCAGCGGCAACACAGAGCUUUUGUGCCCUUGUCCAGCCAUGAGACGGGAUUUAUCCAGUAUUUAGAUUCAGGAAUAUGGCAUUUGGCCUUCUACAAUGAUGGCAAGGAAUCGGAAGUGGUUUCUUUUCUUACUACUGCUAUUGAAUCAGUGGAUAAUUGUCCCAGUAAUUGCUAUGGGAAUGGAGACUGCGUGUCUGGGACUUGCCAUUGCUUCCUUGGCUUUCUGGGCCCUGACUGUGGCAGAGCAUCCUGCCCUGUGCUGUGCAGUGGGAAUGGGCAGUACAUGAAGGGGAGGUGCUUGUGCCAUAGCGGCUGGAAAGGAGCAGAAUGCGACGUCCCAACAAACCAGUGCAUUGACGUCUCCUGCAACAACCAUGGCACGUGCAUCAUGGGCACCUGUAUCUGCAACCCAGGCUACAAAGGCGAGAGCUGUGAGGAAGUGGACUGCAUGGAUCCCACCUGCUCGGGACGAGGCGUGUGCGUGCGAGGAGAAUGCCACUGCUCAGUUGGCUGGGGAGGAACAAACUGUGAGACCCCAAGAGCCACUUGUCUGGAUCAAUGCUCUGGUCACGGGACCUUUCUCCCAGAUACUGGACUUUGCAGCUGCGAUCCCAACUGGACCGGGCACGAUUGCUCAAUCGAGAUUUGUGCAGCGGACUGCGGAGGACACGGCGUUUGUGUGGGAGGCACCUGCCGCUGCGAGGAGGGCUGGAUGGGCACAGCCUGUGAUCAGCGAGCGUGUCACCCACGCUGCAACGAGCACGGGACAUGCCGGGAUGGCAAAUGUGAAUGCAGCCCGGGCUGGAACGGAGAGCACUGCACCAUUGAGGGAUGCCCCGGCUUGUGCAACGGCAACGGCAGGUGCACGCUGGACGUGAACGGCUGGCACUGCGUCUGCCAGCUGGGCUGGAGGGGAGCCGGCUGCGACACCGCCAUGGAGACGGCCUGCGGCGACAGCAAAGACAACGACGGAGAUGGCCUGGUGGAUUGCAUGGACCCAGACUGCUGCUUGCAGCCCCUGUGCCACGUCAAUGCACUGUGCCUGGGCUCCCCGGACCCCCUGGACAUCAUCCAGGAGACACAAGCCCCCAUCUCCCAGCAGAGCUUGCAUUCCUUCUACGACCGGAUCAAGUUCCUCAUUGGCAAGGACAGCACUCACAUCAUCCCAGGAGACAAUCCUUUUGAAGGAGGACACGCGUGUGUGAUUCGAGGCCAGGUGAUGACAGCAGAUGGGACCCCUCUAGUUGGAGUGAACAUCAGCUUUGUCAACAAUCCCCUUUUUGGAUACACAAUCAGCAGACAAGAUGGGAGCUUUGAUCUCGUUACCAUUGGUGGGAUCUCCAUUAUCCUGCACUUUGAGCGUGCUCCCUUCAUCACCCAGGAGCACACGCUCUGGCUGCCCUGGGAUCGCUUCUUCGUGAUGGAAACCAUAGUCAUGAGGCAUGAAGAGAACGAGAUUCCAAGCUGUGACCUCAGUAACUUCGCCCGCCCCAACCCUGUGGUCUCUCCAUCUCCACUGACUGCUUUUGCAAGUUCCUGCUCAGAGAAAGGUCCUAUUGUUCCUGAAAUCCAGGCUCUACAGGAGGAGAUUAACGUUUCAGGUAGUAAAAUCAAAGUCAGUUACCUGAGCAGUCGCACAGCUGGCUACAAAUCAGUGCUGAGGAUCAGCAUGACGCACCCCACCAUCCCCUUCAACCUCAUGAAGGUCCAUCUCAUGGUGGCUGUCGAGGGACGCCUCUUCAGAAAGUGGUUUGCAGCUGCUCCAGACCUCUCCUAUUACUUCAUCUGGGAUAAGACAGAUGUUUACAGCCAGAAGGUGUAUGGGCUCUCGGAAGCCUUUGUUUCAGUAGGUUAUGAGUAUGAAUCCUGUCCUGACUUGAUCCUGUGGGAAAAGAGAACAGCUGUUCUUCAAGGUUAUGAAAUUGAUGCUUCCAAACUUGGAGGAUGGUCCCUGGACAAACACCAUGCCCUCAAUAUACAAAGUGGCAUCUUGCAUAAAGGAAAUGGAGAAAACCAGUUUAUAUCCCAGCAGCCACCUGUAAUUGGAAGCAUUAUGGGCAACGGCCGCAGACGUAGCAUUUCUUGUCCAAGCUGCAAUGGUCUUGCAGAUGGGAACAAACUCCUGGCUCCUGUUGCCCUAACAUGUGGGUCUGAUGGAAGUCUUUAUGUUGGAGAUUUCAACUACAUCCGAAGGAUCUUUCCCUCUGGCAACGUCACCAACAUACUGGAGCUGAGCCACAGCCCAGCUCAUAAGUAUUACUUGACCACAGAUCCAAUCACUGGCUCCAUCUACCUCUCCGACACCAACAGCCGACGGAUCUAUAAAAUCAAGUCAACCACCUCAGUGAAAGACAUUGUGAAGAAUUCCGAGGUCUUGGCUGGAACCGGGGAUCAGUGCCUCCCGUUCGAUGACACCCGCUGUGGAGAUGGAGGCAAAGGCACUGAUGCUACCCUGACAAAUCCCAGGGGCAUCACCGUGGACAAGUUUGGGCUGAUAUACUUUGUGGAUGGCACUAUGAUCAGGAGAAUUGACCAGAAUGGGAUCAUCUCAACUGUGUUGGGUUCCAAUGACUUGACAUCUGCUCGGCCUCUUAGCUGUGACUCUGUCAUGGACAUUUCUCAGGUUCGUCUAGAAUGGCCCACGGACCUGGCAGUCAAUCCCAUGGAUAAUUCUCUCUACGUCCUGGACAAUAACGUCGUGUUACAGAUAUCUGAGAACCACCAAGUGCGCAUCGUGGCGGGGAGGCCCAUGCAUUGCCAGGUGCCGGGCAUGGAUCACUUUCUGCUCAGCAAGGUGGCCAUCCACGCCACGCUGGAGUCUGCCACCGCCCUGGCUGUCUCCCAUAACGGGGUCCUGUAUAUCGCUGAGACUGACGAGAAGAAGAUCAACCGCAUCAGGCAGGUCACCACCAACGGAGAGAUUUCUCUGGUGGCCGGUGCCCCGAGUAGCUGCGACUGCAAGAACGAUGCCAACUGCGACUGCUUCUCUGGGGACGAUGGCUAUGCCAAGGAUGCCAAGCUGAACGCGCCCUCCUCGCUGGCGGUGUGUGCGGACGGGGAGCUGUAUGUGGCGGAUCUGGGAAACAUCCGAAUCCGCUUCAUUCGGAAAAACAAACCGUUCCUCAACACUCAAAACCUCUACGAGUUGUCCUCGCCCAUAGACCAGGAGCUCUACUUGUUUGACACCAGUGGUAAACACCUUUAUACUCAGAGCCUUACCACUGGAGAUUAUCUUUACAAUUUUACUUAUUCUGGAGAUGGGGAUAUAACCCUGAUCACUGACAAUAAUGGCAACUUAGUCAACAUCCGAAGAGAUUCUACAGGGAUGCCCCUCUGGCUGGUGGUGCCCGAUGGCCAAGUCUACUGGGUGACAAUUGGUACCAACAGUGCGCUCAAGAGCGUCACAACACAAGGGCAUGAGGUGGCCAUGAUGACGUACCAUGGCAACUCCGGUCUCCUUGCCACUAAAAGCAAUGAAAAUGGUUGGACAACGUUUUAUGAGUAUGACAGCUUUGGGCGCCUGACCAACGUGACCUUCCCCACUGGCCAAGUGAGCAGCUUCCGCAGCGACACCGACAGCUCGGUGCACGUCCAGGUGGAAACCUCCAGCAAGGAUGAUGUCACCAUAACAACCAAUUUGUCAGCAUCAGGAGCCUUCUACACCCUGCUCCAAGACCAAGUCCGAAACAGCUACUACAUCGGCGCUGACGGCUCGCUCAGACUGAUGCUCGCCAACGGCAUGGAGGUGGCGCUGCAAACCGAGCCACACCUGCUGGCUGGCACCGUCAACCCCACAGUGGGCAAGAGGAAUGUCACCCUGCCCAUUGACAACGGCCUCAAUCUUGUGGAGUGGAGGCAGAGGAAGGAGCAAGCGAGAGGGCAGGUCACCGUCUUUGGACGUCGCCUGAGGGUUCACAACAGAAACCUGCUGUCCCUUGACUUUGAUCGUGUGACAAGGACAGAGAAGAUCUAUGAUGACCACCGCAAGUUCACGCUCCGCAUCCUCUACGACCAGGCAGGGAGGCCCAGUCUCUGGUCACCCAGCAGCAGACUGAACGGGGUCAAUGUCACCUAUUCCCCAGGAGGACACAUUGCAGGGAUUCAGAGGGGCACAAUGUCAGAAAGGAUGGAGUACGAUCAGUCUGGCAGAAUUACAUCCAGGAUCUUUGCUGAUGGCAAAUCAUGGAGUUACACAUACUUGGAGAAGUCCAUGGUGCUGCUCCUUCACAGCCAGAGACAGUACAUCUUUGAGUUCGAUAAGAACGACAGGUUGUCGUCGGUGACCAUGCCCAACGUCGCCCGUCAGACUUUAGAGACCAUCCGCUCCAUCGGUUACUACAGGAACAUCUACCGGCCGCCGGAGGGCAACGCCUCGGUGAUCCAGGAUUUCACCGAGGACGAGCAGCUCCUCCACACUUUGUACUUGGGCACGGGCAGACGAGUCAUCUACAAGUACGGAAAACUAUCCAAGUUAGCCGAGAUGCUCUACGACACCACAAAGAUCAGUUUCACUUACGAUGAAACCGCCGGCAUGCUGAAGACCAUCAACCUGCAGAACGAAGGGUUCACGUGUACGAUCAGGUACAGACAGAUAGGACCCCUCAUCGACCGGCAGAUCUUCCGCUUCACCGAGGAGGGCAUGGUGAACGCACGCUUCGACUAUAACUACGACAACAGCUUUCGGGUGACCAGCAUGCAAGCGGUCAUCAACGAGACACCUUUACCCAUUGAUCUCUACAGGUAUGAUGAUGUGUCAGGCAAAACUGAGCAGUUUGGGAAAUUCGGAGUCAUUUACUACGACAUCAAUCAGAUUAUCACCACCGCUGUCAUGACUCACACGAAACACUUCGAUGCCUACGGCAGGAUGAAGGAGGUCCAGUACGAGAUAUUCCGCUCUCUCAUGUACUGGAUGACUGUGCAGUAUGACAACAUGGGGAGAGUGGUUAAGAAAGAGCUGAAGGUUGGCCCUUAUGCAAACACAACAAGGUACUCGUAUGAAUAUGAUGCUGAUGGCCAGUUGCAGACAGUGUCCAUCAAUGACAAGCCUCUCUGGCGUUACAGCUAUGACCUAAACGGGAACCUCCAUUUGUUGAGUCCGGGGAACAGUGCCCGCCUCACGCCGCUCAGGUACGACCUCAGGGAUAGGAUUACCAGACUGGGGGAUGUGCAGUACAAAAUGGAUGAAGAUGGCUUCCUGAAGCAACGGGGCAACGAUAUUUUUGAGUACAAUUCAGCUGGCCUGCUCAUCAAAGCCUACAAUAAAGCCAGUGGAUGGAGUGUGAAGUACCGCUAUGAUGGCCUAGGAAGGAGAGUCUCUAGCAAAACCAGCCACGGCCAUCACUUGCAGUUCUUCUACGCAGACCUGACCAACCCAACCAAGGUCACCCAUUUAUACAACCACUCAAGCUCUGAGAUCACCUCCCUCUACUACGACCUCCAAGGCCACCUCUUUGCAAUGGAACUCAGCAGUGGUGAUGAAUUCUACAUAGCCUGUGAUAACAUUGGCACUCCUCUGGCUGUCUUCAGUGGGACUGGCUUAAUGAUUAAGCAGAUACUGUACACAGCAUAUGGGGAGAUCUAUAUGGACACCAAUCCUUACUUCCAGAUCAUCAUUGGCUACCAUGGAGGACUCUAUGACCCCCUCACAAAGCUUAUCCACAUGGGACGGAGAGACUAUGAUGUGCUAGCGGGUCGGUGGACAAGUCCAGACCAUGAUAUGUGGAAGCAUCUGAGUAGCAAUAACAUCAUGCCUUUCAACCUCUAUAUGUUCAAAAACAACAAUCCCAUUAGCAACUCUCAGGAUAUCAAAUGUUACAUGACAGAUGUCAACAGUUGGCUGCUCACCUUCGGGUUCCAGCUCCACAACGUCAUCCCCGGCUACCCCAAGCCAGACAUGGAUGCAAUGGAGCCGUCCUAUGAGCUCAUCCACACACAGAUGAAAACCCAAGAAUGGGACAACAGCAAGUCAAUUUUGGGUGUCCAAUGUGAAGUGCAGAAGCAGCUGAAGGCCUUCGUCACUCUGGAGCGUUUUGAGCAGAUCUACAGCUCCAGCAUCGCCGGGUGUCGGCAGGUCAAGAAGAACAAGAACUUUGCCUCCGGAGGCUCCAUCUUCGGCAAAGGCGUCAAGUUCGCCAUGAAGGACGGGCGCGUGGCCACCGACAUCAUCAGCGUGGCCAACGAGGACGGGCGGAGGAUCGCGGCCAUCCUGAACAACGCCCAUUACCUGGAGAACUUGCACUUCACCAUCGACGGGGUGGACACGCACUACUUCAUCAAGCAAGGGCCGUCGGAGGGCGACCUGUCCAUCCUGGGCCUCAGCGGCGGGCGCAGGACCCUGGAGAACGGCGUGAACGUGACGGUGUCCCAGAUCAACACAGUGCUGAGUGGCAGGACUAGACGUUACACGGACAUCCAGCUCCAGUACGGGGCUCUGUGUCUGAACACUCGCUACGGGACCACCUUGGAUGAGGAGAAGGCCCGAGUCCUGGAGCUGGCCCGGCAGCGCGCUGUCGCCCAAGCUUGGACCCGGGAACAGCAGAGACUGCGGGAUGGGGAGGAGGGUAUUCGCUCGUGGACAGAAGGGGAGAAGCAACAAGUGCUAAACACGGGCCGGGUACAGGGCUACGACGGCUAUUUUGUGAUCUCAGUGGAGCAGUACCCCGAACUCUCAGACAGCGCCAACAACAUCCACUUCAUGAGACAGAGCGAAAUGGGCAGAAGGUGACAGAGAGGGUCGAUGCGGUGACUUCUUGCCAAAGACAGCUACUCUUUUGUGGCCACUUACCUGACUGUGUUGUACUCAAUCCUUUUUCUAAACCGAACAAGGCGGGGUGGGGGGGAGGAAAAUAGAAAGAGAAGGAAUAAUAUGGUUGCACUGUAACUCAUGCAACAUACUUUUUUUUCCCCCUCUAUAAUUUGGCCUUCACGCAUUUUUUGCAAUGAACAGAAGGUAUAUUUUGCCGUAGUGUGAUCACAGUGAAAUUUACUGUCUCUUGUCCUCUUUAUUUUUUGGUUGUUUCCCCUCCCUCUCCCCUUUGUGAAGGAAUUUGAAGUGGGGGAGUCGUCAACAUACGUCCUUAGGUGUGAAGUGCGAAAUGGGUGUCUGUUGCUAACUUGUGUCAUCCUAACCCUUUCUGAUUUGGGGCAGGGACAGAUAGCCUUCCACCCAAAAACACCCACGGGGAGCCCACGGUGUGCUGGAGAGCUCUUCCCAGGAAGCAAGACGACGCGGAUUCCGAUACUCCGAAAGCGACCGUCCGAAUCAUGUGCCUCAAAAGAGACCUUACAAGUAGUUUUCACGUUUCACUUGGGACAUACAG
Colius striatus (speckled mousebird) is the source of this 9536-nucleotide messenger RNA. RefSeq names its product teneurin transmembrane protein 4 (gene TENM4). NCBI's taxonomy places the organism in Eukaryota, Metazoa, Chordata, Aves, Coliiformes, Coliidae. Gene Ontology annotation, molecular function: protein heterodimerization activity; protein homodimerization activity; cell adhesion molecule binding. The transcript has 32 exons. Gene Ontology annotation, cellular component: neuron projection; membrane. Gene Ontology annotation, biological process: heterophilic cell-cell adhesion; signal transduction; neuron development. Bases 473 to 8941 code for a protein of 2822 amino acids. The record is from RefSeq and is a predicted model, not a curated record.